Messenger RNA from Penicilliopsis zonata CBS 506.65, 1344 nucleotides. RefSeq lists its product as hypothetical. Gene Ontology annotation, molecular function: protein binding. The transcript has a single exon. The record is from RefSeq and is a predicted model, not a curated record. NCBI's taxonomy places the organism in Eukaryota, Fungi, Ascomycota, Eurotiomycetes, Eurotiales, Aspergillaceae. The coding region runs from base 87 to 1229 and encodes 380 amino acids.
AACUAUUCAGUCCCUUAAGCUAUUAUUAAGUAAUAGCAGCAGGCUACAUAAAAACCCUUUAAUAAGAUUUAAAUACUUUCCCUAAUAUGCAAUCUCUUUUUAAACGGCCACCAUGGGCAGUUCAGACACAAGAAGAUGCGACACCUGAUUUUUACCGGCGAUCUCAACAUACCUAUACAGAUAUCAUUGCUGCCAAUAGGGAUACACGAGUAAAAAACCCUAGGCAUACUAACACAAUUGAAUCACAAGAUAACAAAACGAUAAAACGCUGCCGGGUCUCUAAAGAAAACUCGAGUUCACAAUGUCACAGUCCACCCCUUUCCAUCACAUAUGACACCCCUCAAAGGCAGGAUAUUUGCUUUAAGCCACAAUGCCCUGUCUCAGAGCCACCUCAAAUAUCAACACUCUCUCUACCCCAAUCAAAAGCAUUAGGUACAGGCGAUUCAUUACCUUCUGCUCAUAUUCUUUCAAGUACAACUCCAUCCAAUGGUGAUAUUGUCCAUGGAAUCGCUACUCAUAAAACAAAGAAGUUUUCUGAAUCCGGCCACGAUCUUUUUCUUGGUUCUAGCACUGACCAGAACUCAUGCGCACCGAAUCAAUCAGGAUUAAAACAGGAAUUCGAACAUGUACAGCAAGAUGGCACUGUUCAAGUACUUGUAACCUCGGAAAUUCCCGAGACAAAGCCAUUGAUCGUGCAUCGCAAGAUUUCGCAGAGCUUCCGAGAGGUUCGCCUCGCCUGGUGUAAACGCCAAAAUCUCACAGGUCUUGAAAAAUCCGUAUUCCUCACUUGGAAAGGCAGGAGGAUCUUCGAUGUGACAACAUCCAGAAGCUUGGGUAUUAAAACCCCGGCUGCAGAAGAUGUAAUUGGCGAUGCUGGCAAUUUUCGUAUCCAUGUGGAAGCGGUUGCAGAAGAUUCUAUCCCAUCUCAAGCCAACAGUGGGAUAAGUGCUCCUAAUAUCAGUCCUACAUCUAAAUCUCACUGCCAGUCCAGUCAAACAAGCGAUAUCAUCAGAAUUACGUUGAAAUGCCUAGACUCUGGACACUACAAAAUAAAGGCCUCGAGCAAGGCAAGUAUAUCUCGGAUUAUUUCAUCCUUUAGAGAAGCAAAACAUCUUGCGCAGGAUCAACAAGUACACCUCUUCUUCGACGGAGAUCGCCUCGACCCUGGAUCUCGUUUGGGUGACUAUGACAUCGCGGAUCUUGACAUGAUAGAUGUUUGCCUCAAGUAAAUACUUCAUUUCCUAGGAUGUGGCAAUCCUAGUCCAUGCUGUCUCUAGUGCAAACUCUUUGUUCUUUCUGGGAUACUUAAUACCAUAUCUGCUACGAUAAUUACUUAUAUCAUUG